AUGUAUUCCGACACAGAGGGCCCUCACUUGUCCACCAGAGACUCGGGCUCCGGCUCAGAGUCCGACCAGCCAGACCCUGCGGUGCCCUUCGUGCCCCAUCCUCCUUCCGUAUUCCCCGCCGCGUCGGGUGCUUCCACCCCUCGCGACGACUCUGCGAUCCCUACGCCCUACUCCGACCCAUACCAGCCCUCGGGCGACCUCCUCGCGUCCUCUGAGGGCCUCACAAACCGUGUCGACGGUAUCCCCCAGUCCAAAGAGCUGGACGCCGCAGAGGCUUCCGCCGCCUCCGAUGCUGCUGCCCGUCGCUACACAAAGCGCCCUUUCUACACCCGCCCGCUCUUCUGGCUCGUCGCCUUCAUCCUCCUCGUUGUCGUCGUCCUCGCCGUCGUCCUUCCCGUCUACUUCCUCGUCGUCAAGAAGCACAACCACUCCAACGCCUCUUCUUCCUCCAGCUCUGGCUCCUCCAACGGUCCCCUCGGCACACCCCCAAACACGCCCUUGACAGCCACCAGCGGCGGAAAUGGCACCACCGUCACCAUGCAAGACGGCUCCACCUUCACGUACAUAAACCCCUUCGGAGGCUACUGGGUGUCCGACCCGUCCGACCCGUGGAACAACACCGCGCGCGUCAACUCGUGGACGCCCGCGCUCAGCGAGAACUGGACCUGGGGCCAGGACCGCGUCAACGGCGUGAACCUCGGCGGGCUCUUCGUCCUCGAGCCCUUCAUCACCCCCGCCCUCUUCCAGGCCAACCCCGGCGCGGUCGACGAGUGGACCCUCAGCACCGCCCUCGCCGGCAACGGCACCCUCCAGCAGACGCUCGAGCAGCACUACGACACCUUCAUCACCGAGCAGGACAUCGCUGAGAUCGCCGGCGCGGGCCUGAACUGGAUCCGCGUGCCCCUUCCCUUCUGGGCCAUCAACACCUGGAGCAACGUCGGCGUGGACGCCACCGGGGCCGCCGUCGCGGAACCGUUCCUGGCGAGGACGUGCUGGAACUAUUUCCUGCGCGUCGUCGGCUGGGCGCGCAAGUACGGCCUUCGAGUUAACCUUGACUUGCAUACGAUCCCGGGAUCGCAGAACGGGUACAACCAUUCGGGCAAAUUGGGCGUCGUCAACUUCCUGAACGGGCCCAUGGGCCUCGCGAACGCUGAGCGUGCGCUGGACUACAUCCGGAUCCUCACCGAGUUCAUCACCCAGCCCGAGUACGCGCCUGUGAUACCGAUGUUUGGCAUCGUGAACGAGGCGCUGCUGUCGACCAUCGGGAAGGACCAGCUCAUCACAUUCUACCUGCACGCGUACGACAUGAUCCGCGAGAUUACGGGCGUGGGCGAGGGCAAGGGCCCGUUCAUCUCGAUCCACGACGGCUUCCAGGGCGCCGCGUAUUGGGCGGGCACGCUCACCGGCUCGGACAGGGUCGCGCUCGACACGCACAUGUACUUUGCGUUUGACGGAUCGCCGAACGGCGAGCCAGUCGCCGUACCGGCGAAUGGGAAUGCGAACAUGCUGGGCGGGCAGUGGCCGCUGAUGGCGUGCAACGCGUGGGGCCCGCAGGCGAACACCAGCCAGACUGCGUUUGGGGUGACGUAUUCGGGCGAGUUCAGCAACGGGAUGAACGACUGCGGGCUGUACGUCAACGGCGUCGGGCAGGGCUCGAGCUCCGCUGCGAACUGCACGUUGUGGUCUGACGCGGCGCUGUGGAACGAGACGACGCGGGAGGGGGUCAGGACGUAUGCGCUCGCGAGCAUGGACGCGCUCCAGGACUGGUUUUUCUGGACGUGGAAGAUCGGGAACUCGUCGACGUCAAACAGCGUCGAGGCGCCGCUGUGGUCGUACCAGCUCGGGCUGCAGUACGGGUUCAUGCCGACAGACCCCCGGGAGGCGAUCGGGACGUGUGCGGCGCUCGGCGGGGGCCAGAGCCCGUUCGACGGCGAGUACGCGUCGUGGCAGACGGGCGGGGCGGGCGCGGGCACGAUCGCGGCGACGUCCGUGGCGACGUACGGCGUGUGGCCGCCGACGACGAUGGCGGGCGUGCCCGCGCAGUCGGUGCUGAUGCUCCCGCAGUACACGGGCACCGCGGGCGUGAGCACGCUGCCGGCGCCGACGGCGCUGACGAGCGUCGCGACGGUCCCGGUUGGGAGCGGGUGGUACGACGCGGGGGAUACUGCGAGCGCGGUCACGACGAUAUCGGGCUGCACGUAUCCGGAUGCGUGGUAUGCGCUCAGCUCGGCGAUACCGACGGCGGGGUGUGGGGCGGUGUCGUAUGGUGCUGCUGUGGCGCCGGUGUUGACGUCUGCGGUGGCUGCGGCUACGACGACGAGUAGUGCGCCUGCGGCUGCGGCGGCGACCAGCGCGCCGGCGCGCAGGUACGGUGGGGCGCACACAUGA
Sparassis crispa is the source of this 2388-nucleotide messenger RNA. Its product is annotated as Probable glucan 1,3-beta-glucosidase. The record is from RefSeq and is a predicted model, not a curated record. Lineage: Eukaryota; Fungi; Basidiomycota; Agaricomycetes; Polyporales; Sparassidaceae. Gene Ontology annotation, cellular component: extracellular region; cell surface. Gene Ontology annotation, molecular function: beta-glucosidase activity. The transcript is spliced from 10 exons. Gene Ontology annotation, biological process: glucan catabolic process. The coding region runs from base 1 to 2388 and encodes 795 amino acids.